Messenger RNA from Arabidopsis thaliana (thale cress), 2008 nucleotides. RefSeq names its product Cysteine/Histidine-rich C1 domain family protein. The coding region runs from base 60 to 1829 and encodes 589 amino acids. Lineage: Eukaryota; Viridiplantae; Streptophyta; Magnoliopsida; Brassicales; Brassicaceae. The record is from RefSeq and is marked reviewed. The transcript has a single exon.
AAGUGGGAGAGAAGAAACUAUCAAGAACACACAUUGAUCAUAACCAAAGCAGCCAAAAAAUGGAUGGAGGUAACCCAAGAUGUCCGUUAUCUCAUCCAACUAACCCUCACACCCUCUCUAAAUCCGGCCAAAUCACCAAGUUUGGUUGUUUUACAUGCGGUAAAAAAGCACCGCUCAGCAAAAGAGACCGUCGCUUCUCUUACUACUGCAUCACCUGUGAUGUGAGUUUCCACAAAGGAUGUCACAUUUUUCCGAGGAAGUUAACACAUCCUUAUCACCUUCAGCACCCUCUUACUUUCACCUUUCCGGAUUAUGAAAGCGGGAUCACAUCCGACAGCUUCGAUUAUGAAACCUAUCGCACUGCAGUAAAGUGUCACUCUCAAUUCAUCAUCACAUAUAGUCUUAAGAAGCCUGGAUCUAUAGAAUGCUCAUGGUGCGGCAAAAAUAUCGAAGACGAUUGUUUCUAUCGUUGUUCUAUAUGUAACUUCUAUUUGGAUCUCUCUUGCUCCCAAAGUAUUCCACUUCUCCUCGUUGCAAACCCAAAGAGUCAUCAGCAUCCACUCGUGUUCUACAGGCGACCACUCUUGACUCCAUGUGAUGCGUGUGGGUUAGUCAAUGUGUUGGAUCCAAGCUAUGCUUGUUUUCAAUGUAAUUAUAUGGUCCAUCAAAGUUGCAUAGACUUACCUCGAGUCAUAAAGAUCACGCGUCAUCGGCAUCGUCUUUCUCACAUUCCUUGCGUCCAAUCUCCGGUUUCACCAUGUGGGGUAUGCUAUCAGAAAGUUGAAAACAAGUACGGCCUAUAUUCUUGCAACCGCUACGAAGAUCACUCUUAUGUAGUGCAUUCGAAAUGUGCCACGCAUGAAAAUAUAUGGGACGGGAAAGAACUCGAAUGGGAACCUGAGGAACCCGAAAACAUUGAAGAUAUCCUCCCAUUUAAGAAGGUUGGUACUGAUAUGAUAAAGUAUUUCUCGCAUGAACAUAAUCUGAAGCUCGAGAAGUAUGAUGCUGUUCGUGAUGCAGAGAAGCUAUGUCAAGCAUGCGUCUGUCCUAUCAACUCUCGUGAUUUCUACAAUUGCAUCCACUGUGAUUUUUUUCUCCACGAGGUAUGUGCUGGUCUUCUUCGAAAAUUGGAUCAUGCGUUGCACAAACACACUCUUAUCCUAGACCCAUAUCCUCGAGACAGUUAUUAUCUCUUGGACUGUCCCAUUUGUUCCAGAGGAUCCACUGGUUUCAGGUACAUAUGUUCCAUAAGUAAUUGUAAUUCCCAUCGAAUUGGCAUAGAUAUUCGAUGUAUUUUAGUUCCAGAUCAUUUCACUCACGAGAGUCAUGAACAUCCUCUAUUUAUCUCCACAUCCUUCAAAGCAGAAAUUCGUUGCCAGGGUUGUCAGAAGGAGUGCAUGCAGUCUUACCUGCAGUGUACUAUAUGCAUAUUUAUCAUGUGUUAUAAAUGCGCUACAAUUCCAACGGAAGUUAGCUACAAACACGACAAGCAUCCUCUUUCUCUAUGCUAUGGAGAGAAAGCAGAUGAUACGUACUGGUGUGAACUAUGUGAGAAAGAGGUUAAUCCAAGGAAUUGGUUCUACACAUGCAACAUAUGUUGUAUCACUAUCCACCUUCAUUGCAUCUUCGGAUCUUCUAGUUAUAUGAAGCCUGGUUCCAUAUUUGAUUACAACUAUUCCAAAUUGGAAGUUCUUCGCAACAGUAACAGCACUCGACCGCAAUGCACCCGAUGUGGUGAUCGUUGUCCAGGUUACAUCUACUUCAAACGCAAACGCGAUAAACACCCUGUAACGUUUUCCUGUUCUGUGCAAUGUUUAGAGGGAGGAUGAUGGUGUUGUAGACAUAAUGAACUUUCUUUGUGUUUAUUAAAGUUGUUUGUUUAUAUCUUUGUGUGUGUGUGUCUUUUUUUCAAAGAAAUCCGGAAACUUGUAUCGCCACCACUUCUAAAGAAUGAAAUAUCUUUGUAUUUGAUGAUUUAUCCAUCCCUUUUUUCAUUCGAUAUAAUUUC